GCUCCAGCCCCAGACAUGUCCUGCUACACCCCGUGCCUGCCCUGCCAGCCCUGCGGCCCGACCCCGCUGGCCAACAGCUGCAAUGAGCCCUGUGUCAGGCAGUGCCAGGACUCCAAUGUCUUCAUCCAGCCCUCCCCCGUGGUGGUGACCCUGCCCGGGCCCAUCCUCAGCUCCUUCCCACAGAACACCGCCGUGGGAUCCUCCACCUCCGCUGCCGUUGGCAGCAUCCUCAGCUCUCAGGGAGUGCCCAUCAACUCCGGGGGCUUUGACCUCUCUGGCCUGGGCAGUGGCCUCUGUGGCAGGAGCUGCUUCCCCUGCUAAAGCUGCUCCCUGCUCUGGGCUCUCCCCUUGGAUCCACCUCUCUUCCCUCCCUUGACACAUUAAAUUCUGCU
This is a messenger RNA of Chiroxiphia lanceolata (lance-tailed manakin), 392 nucleotides long. RefSeq names its product feather keratin Cos1-1/Cos1-3/Cos2-1-like. The transcript has a single exon. Gene Ontology annotation, cellular component: intermediate filament. The coding region runs from base 16 to 321 and encodes 101 amino acids. Lineage: Eukaryota; Metazoa; Chordata; Aves; Passeriformes; Pipridae. The record is from RefSeq and is a predicted model, not a curated record. Gene Ontology annotation, molecular function: structural constituent of cytoskeleton.